AUGAGCCUGAUGAGUGAAGUCAACAGCUUGUCAUACCGGUGCGCGAGCUUGAGAGAAGAGCAGUUCCCGCGAAUGCCAUCCUCGCCUUAUUCAACAGCGACAAUGGUGGGUGGACGCAUGAAUGGUUGCAUCAGCCUCUUCCAUGACGAGGUCCGGACUCCAAAGAACAUGCGAUUUUCGAUCUUGUCGGUGCUGAGCACCAUUUCUCAUGACUGGUUCAUGGCCACCUCGAUCCAGUGUCCGUCCAGCGUGAAUGAAUGGAAACAGGCUCGACAGAUACAAUGGGCCUGCUCGUCUGUACGGACAUGGUUAGACUGUAGCGGACAUGCCGUGACCCGAGAUCGAAUCGAUAGAGGCUACUCGAUGUGCCUGAAGAGUCUCGUUGAAGAUCCUAGUGUCGUAAAAUCUCUCACCAUGGCUAUCGCACCCAUUCCCGCCAAGGAUGUCAAAGACGCAGCAACCAACGGUCAGACGAAAAACGAUCAGGAAUACGAUGUCAUCAUCGUCGGUGCCGGUUUCUCAGGUAUAAGCUCAUUGUAUCGUCUUCGCAAAGAUGGCCUCCAAGCGCACAUCUUCGAAGCCGGUUCAGACUUUGGUGGCGUGUGGUACUGGAAUCGUUAUCCUGGCGCACGUGUCGACAGCGAAACACCAUUCUACCAACUCAACAUACCCGAAGUAUACAACACUUGGAGUUUCUCGCAACGCUUUCCUGAUCAUCGAGAGCUGAGGAAGUACAUGGCGCACGUGGACAAGACGUUGGGACUACGAAAGGAUGUUAGCUUUGAUUCCAAGGUCUUUGGAUGUAUGUGGGAUCAGGAGGCUGCGAAAUGGGUCGUACGGACGGAAAAUGGGAUGAUGGCACGAGCACGCUGGUUGAUAUUGGCGACUGGUUUGCUGCAUAAGACGCAUCUGCCAGACUGGCCUGGUCAACAGGAGUAUAAAGGGGUGAUACGACAUUCGGGAGAGUGGCCUGAGGAGACAAGUGUCAAAGGCAAAAGAGUCGCCGUGAUUGGUGCUGGCGCGACAUCCGUCCAGAUUGUGCAGGAACUUGCAAAAGAGGCAUCACACUUGACUGUUCUGAUGCGCCGCCCCUCUUAUUGCCUUCCCAUGGGCCAACGAAUCUGGACAGAAGAAGAGCAAGUCGCAUGGCGAGCAUAUUACCCAGCACUGUUUGCUGCCGGACGAAACAGCGCUGCCGGAUUCCCCGGCGUCGGCUGCGAUGUACGCGUUCAAGAUGUCAGCCCCGAGGAAAGAGAAAAGUAUCUUGAAAGUGUGUGGGUUUGCGGCGGCUUUCAGUUCAUGCUCCGCAACUACAAUAACAUCUUGGUCGAUAAAGAGGCCAACAAAAUCAUCUACGACUUCUGGAAGAAGAAAGUCCGUCAACGACUCACUGAUCCUGCCAAGCAAGAACAAAUGGCUCCAGAUAGCAUGCCCUACUACUUUAGUACCAAGCGUACGCCCCUCGAACACGACUAUUACGACCUGCUCAACCAGCCCAACGUCGAGAUUGUAAAUCUAUAUGAACAUGGGAUCGAGAGAUUCACAGAGACUGGUCUCCAACUCGCCAAUGAAUCCAAAGCCCGGGAAUUCGACUACGUAGUCUGCGCCACAGGCUUUGACUCGUUCACUGGCUCGCUGACCAACAUGGGUCUUAUCUCGAAAGACGGCAUCGACAUUAAAGAAGUCUGGCGCAAUGGUGUGCGCACCUUCCUCGGCAUGAUGUUCAACGGGUUUCCCAACGCCUUCAUGGUAUACUCGCCGCAAGCUCCCACGGCUUUAUCGAAUGGCCCAACCAUUAUAGAAUGCCAGUGCGACUUUGUAUGCGAUACCAUCAAAUCUAUGCAAGUGCAAGGAGACAAGACGACGAUUGAGCCAACCAAGCAGGCAGAAGAUGAGUGGAAAGCAGGCAUGGAUGCAGUGAUUGAACAUACGUUGUUUCCGUACACGGAUAGUUGGUGGAACACAGCCAAUAUCCCGGGAAAGAAGAAAGAGAAUCAAACAUAUAUCUUGGGCAUUGGUGCUUACGAGAAACAGUGUCGGGAGAUGAUGGUUGGAUGGAAGGGGUUUGAGGUUGGGGGUGUUUGA
This is a messenger RNA of Plenodomus lingam JN3, 2085 nucleotides long. RefSeq lists its product as uncharacterized. The record is from RefSeq and is a predicted model, not a curated record. NCBI's taxonomy places the organism in Eukaryota, Fungi, Ascomycota, Dothideomycetes, Pleosporales, Leptosphaeriaceae. Gene Ontology annotation, molecular function: N,N-dimethylaniline monooxygenase activity; NADP binding; flavin adenine dinucleotide binding.